Messenger RNA from Microstroma glucosiphilum, 946 nucleotides. RefSeq lists its product as hypothetical. The transcript has a single exon. The coding region runs from base 316 to 876 and encodes 186 amino acids. The record is from RefSeq and is a predicted model, not a curated record. NCBI's taxonomy places the organism in Eukaryota, Fungi, Basidiomycota, Exobasidiomycetes, Microstromatales, Microstromataceae.
GGCUGGUACUCUUCCGUGUUGAUGUCAGUGGGGAAGGAAGGCUUGAGGUGAGCGUAUGGGUACUGCUUGUCAGCCUCGGUGUCGUCAGCGGAGAAGGGGUUGUGGUAAGGAUUGAAGUCCUUGAUCGUGGAGCUCUUCUUUGCUGCAGUGGCGGUAGUGUCUGUCGUGAAAGUUGUGACUUGGCUCACGGGCUUGGUGGCGAGGUAAGUCUGACCCUCGGGGGAGUAGCGUGGGGGCGGUGAUGUCGAUACUUGGGCCAUGACUGCCAAGAGACGAGCUCAAAGAUACGGACGAGGAGUAUACGAUGUUGUAUGAAUGGGGAAAGGAGCUAUACUUGGACCAGCCACCACUGUUGGCUUUCUUAUACCUCCAGCUGUCCCCUUCCAUACGCCAUCCAUCGGCCUCUGGUCAUCUCGGCCCGCCCAUGAGGGCCACCAGGAUCGACUGGGCGGGCUGAGCGUCGUGCUAUGGUGCCAUAUCCCCGUGCAAAGUGGUGAGUGGAGUCCGAGGCCCGACAGGCAGCAAUGGCGAGCGGAGGCCCCAGCGCGUCGUGAUCGCACGCCAUCUCGCUUGCCUAUCACGCCAUUCCUCCCGCGCCUGGCGUCCACUUCGGACCUAAAAAGUCGGCCCGGAGGAUACGCUCAAAAGGGAGGCUGCUGGGAGCUCGAGGGAGCUCGUGAGCUCAGAAGCUAUUUCGGCCAGAAUUGGCUACACUCAAGCCCCUUGUUUCUGAUCACUCUCCCGCUUGACCUUGCCUUGGCAGCGGCGCACAUCACGCCGCUCGUAGGUUCGGUUGGAGGCAGCGGUCCAAGCAACGAGCAAUGCAUGGUUCGAGAUAUCUAUGGACCUGACCACUUGCUCUCAAGUAUAGCAUAGGGCGCCUCCCUCUAUUCAUUAUCGUCAAGUGGAUUGAGCUAGAUGCUACAGAGUCGUGCAGGUAUCAGGG